AUGAACAGAGGAAAUAUAUACGAAAUGGACUAUGAUGAUGUAACCUACAGUAUAUAAAAUGAUGAUUAGGACGUAUCAGGCUUAAGUUCUGGUUUAGCAAAUUGCAUUAAUCUCUCAAAUUUGACACUUAACCUUGGUCACUAUUAAAUUGAUGCAAUGGGUGCAUCAGUUUUAGGUUCUGCUAUAGCAAAUUGCAUUCAUCUCUCAAAUUUGACACUUAAUCUUGAAAGCAAUGAAAUUGAUUACGAAGGUGUAACAGGCUUAGGAUCUGCUUUAGGAAAUUGCUAUAAUCUCUAAAAUUUGACACUUGACCUUAGUUACAAUGAAAUUGAUGAAAUGGGUGCAUCAGUUUUAGGUUCUUCUUUAGCAAAUUGCAUUAAUCUCUAAAAUUUGAAACUUUAUCUUGGUGGCAAUUAACUUGAUGAAAAAAUUGCAUCAGGCUUAGGUUCUGCUUUAGCAAAUUGCAAUAAACUCUCAAAUUUGACACUUGAUCUUACAGUCGGUUUAUUCGGUUUAUUUGGUAGAAUGGGUGUAUCAGGUUUAGGCUCUGGUUUAACAAAUUGCAUUAAUCUCUCAAAUUUGACACUUAAUCUUUCAAGAAAUAACAUUGGUGACGAACGUGCAUCAGGCUUAGGUUCUGCUUUAGCAAAUUUUAUCAAUUUCUCAAAUUUUACACUUGAUCUUCAUGGCAAUUAAAUUGGUGCAAUGGGUGCAUCAGACUUAGGUUCUGGUUUAGCAAAUUGCAUUAAUCUCUCAAAUUUGACACUUGAUCUUCAUGGCAAUUAAAUUGGUGCAAUGGGUGCAUCAGACUUAGGUUCUGCUUUAGCAAAUUGCAUUAAUCUCUCAAAUUUGACACUUAACCUUGGUGACAAUAAAAUGGAUGAAAAAGGUGCAUCAAGCUUAGUUUCUGCUUUAGCAAAGUGCAUUAAUCUCUCAAAUUUAACUCUUAAGCUUAGUAAAAAUUAAAUUGGUUAAAAAGGUGCAUCAGACCUAGGUCCUGCUCUAGCAAAGUGCAUUAAUCUCUCAAAUUUGACACUUGAUCUUAGUCGCAAUGAAAUUGGUGCAAUGGGUGCAUCAGGCUUAGGCUCUGGUUUAUAAAAUUGCAUUAAUCUCUCAAAUUUGACACUUAACCUUGAUGGCAAUUAAAUUGGUAAAAUGGGUGCAUCAGACUUAGGUUCUGCUUUAGCAAAGUGCAUUAAUCUCUCAAAUUUGACACUUGAUCUUAGUUACAAUUAAAUUGGUGACAAAGGUACAUCAAGCUUAGGUUAUGCUUUACCAAAGUGCAUUAAUCUCUCAAAUUUGACACUUGAGCUUAAUAACAAUUAAAUUGGUGACAAAGGCAUUUCAAGCUUAGGUUCUGCUUUAGCAAAGUGCAUUAAUCUCUAAAAUUUGUCACUUGAUCUUAAAUCCAAUAAAAUUAGUGAUGAAAGUGCAUUAGCCUUAGGCUCUGCUUUAGCAAAUUGCAUUAAUCUCUAAAAUUUGACACUAUACCUUGAAUAUUCAUGGAAUUAAACAUAAAAUUACAAAGUAAAAAGCAAGUGUCUUAAAUCAAAAAGAUUAGUUGUCUUUAAUCAUGAUAUCUUUUGAUAAACAACUGGUGAAAAAAAAAUGAAUAAAUAUUAAAUGUUUGAAUAAUUGAAUAUUAUAUAUUUUGUUAUUUUAUAUUUUGUAAAAGUUUUUAAACCCAAAAUAAAAAUUGAUAGAUAGAUAG
Molecule: messenger RNA, 1711 nt
Organism: Tetrahymena thermophila SB210
Lineage: Eukaryota; Ciliophora; Oligohymenophorea; Hymenostomatida; Tetrahymenidae
Product: cyclic nucleotide-binding domain protein, putative
Exons: 17
Biological process (GO): activation of GTPase activity; nucleocytoplasmic transport
Cellular component (GO): cytosol; nucleus; perinuclear region of cytoplasm
Molecular function (GO): GTPase activator activity; small GTPase binding
Source: RefSeq, a predicted model, not a curated record